Messenger RNA from Nanorana parkeri, 1087 nucleotides. RefSeq names its product RAB33B, member RAS oncogene family (gene RAB33B). Gene Ontology annotation, cellular component: Golgi apparatus; endosome. The transcript has 2 exons. Gene Ontology annotation, molecular function: GTPase activity; GTP binding. Gene Ontology annotation, biological process: Rab protein signal transduction. Lineage: Eukaryota; Metazoa; Chordata; Amphibia; Anura; Dicroglossidae. The record is from RefSeq and is a predicted model, not a curated record. The coding region runs from base 15 to 695 and encodes 226 amino acids.
GUUCGUUGGCCAACAUGUCUUCGGCCACUGGUGGAGAUAGAGGAUUUGAGUCAUCUUUGGAAGCUAGUAUGAACAGCACUUGCUCUUAUGGAUCCACACGGGCCAGGAUCUUUAAAAUCAUUGUGAUUGGCGAUUCAAAUGUGGGAAAGACCUGCCUGACUUAUCGCUUCUGUACCAGCUACUUCCCCGAACGGACUGAGGCCACAAUAGGUGUAGACUUUCGAGAGAGGAGUGUAGAGAUUGAUGGAGAGAAGAUUAAGAUUCAGCUAUGGGACACAGCAGGACAGGAGCGUUUCCGUAAGAGUAUGGUACAACACUAUUACCGAAAUGUGCACGCUGUGGUUUUUGUGUAUGAUAUCACAAACAUGGCCAGUUUCCAGAGCCUACCAGCCUGGAUAGAGGAGUGUAAGCAACAUUUGCUCACCAACGAGGUGCCACGCAUUCUGGUUGGGAAUAAAUGUGACCUGAAGGACUCCAUUCAAGUGCCCACCGACCUGGCUCAGAAGUUUGCCGAUGCUCACAGCAUGCCAAUGUUCGAGACCUCCGCCAAGAAUACCAAUGACCACGUGGAAGCCAUUUUUAUGACUCUGGCACACAAGCUGAAGAGUCAUAAGCCAUUAGUUUUGAGUCAGCCCCCAGAGAGCACAGUGGAGCUGAAUUCUGCACCAAAGACCUCUUUUUCCUGUGGAUGCUAGAUGUCCAUUUUAUUGGACUAGAACGCAGCGGGCAUUUUACAAGUUGAAUUCAUACAAAAUUCGGUUACGUUGGGCGCCAGGAAAGAUGCAUGGUUUCAUGGAGGCCUAAGGCAUGUGCUGUUCAGGGUUAUUAUUUUUUGUUGUUUUUUUUUCCAUUGAGCCUCAGUUGUAACUGUUGAUCAAUUGUCUGUUUACCUGCACAGUGACUGAGAACUCCAUCUUUUAUUUUUACAUUCCGUUCACUCUAACGUCUGAAAAGACACAAACCUUUGGCAAGUGCAAUUUUAAGAAUGAAGAACGAUUAACGGCAACGUGCUUUAUCAAUGUGCAUUACCUUAACUCUGUCUAGCAUCUCUGGUCUGUAUUUUACGGUUGUCAUUACAUUUUCCAGG